Molecule: messenger RNA, 4240 nt
Organism: Salvelinus sp. IW2-2015
Lineage: Eukaryota; Metazoa; Chordata; Actinopteri; Salmoniformes; Salmonidae
Source: RefSeq, a predicted model, not a curated record
ACGAUUGCUUUGGUCUACUCCAUACUGCUGGUGUGGUCGUGGAAAUACGUGACAGACUGAACGUUGUUUAGCGGGGGACUAGAAUGUGAUGUUUACAGGCCUUUGUAACCAUCCUAUAGCGGCUCCUCAAGCCAAAGUGACAACCAGGUAAGCAGCUUAGCACUAUAACUGGAGCAAGGAUACAUCCCUGAGGGUUAGCAGCGCGCUGGGAGAACUCCAAAUGCUUCUCGACACAGUUGUGACUGGAGACCGACGCUGCGCCCUCCUCGCCCUCCUCGCCUCUUCCCUCCAUCUACUCUGAUCUACUCUUCCUUUCAUCUCAUCUCUCUGUCACCUCUGAACACCAGCCACUCUUCACAUUUACUCGCCUCUUCUCUCACUGGAUAACUUGGGUGCUAAGAGGAGAGUGGAAAGGUGCCGCGUUACAGCCACUUGUGCCAGACGAGAAGACCGAAGAGAAGAGGAGUAGAGAGGAAGGGGGAGGGAGCGCUAGAGGGUAGUCCCGCCUCUGUGUGCUCAGUUCACUCGGAAARGCAGAGAAAAUACAAAGGAACACCUAGCCCUAGUGGCCUGGAGCCUGGAGAAGAGGAGUGUUGCGCACAACCACAGCCACAACCUCCUCCUACUCCUUCAGUCCCCAGCGUGUGAACUGCCAACAGGAACAACCCUUCCAUCUGGCUCUUCCAUCUGUCUUAACCCUGAUCCAGGAACCUGCUACUGUUUGUUUGGUUACUUCCUCUCUCUCGCUCAGCGUCAGUGAGGCUCCACAGCUGAUCCCAGACACAGCACUGUGACGCUCUGCUCAGCGCCCAGUCUUCUACAGUUAACCGGCAGGCUAGAAGCAGGAAUAGGGAGCGCUUGACAAGAGGCUAGAGUCAGAGAUGGGAGUCCUUGUUUGUGGCGUGGUGGUGCUGACGCUCAUCUGUCAAAGCCAUAGCCUGGACGGUGCCACUAACCCCCUGCACAGGUUUAAAAGGUAUCAGGAAAGUGCCUCUUCGGAGCCCAGCGACUGCACUACCAGGACGAGACAACCCACGGUCCUGUCUAAAUCAGGCAACUUUUCCCUGGAUGUCCGCAUGCCGGGGGUGUCCCCCACGGUGUCUGACACCUAUUUGUGUGUGGCCGUUCCAGUACCGACAACCAGGGAUGCCUAUAUCGUGGACUUUGAGCCUCAUGCCAGUAUGGACACAGCCCAUCACAUGCUCCUGUAUGGCUGCCGGACACCAGUCUCCACCACCAACUACUGGGACUGUGGGAGUGUCAAGGGGACCUGUGAGGACGAAGCCUCCAUCAUGUACGCCUGGGCCCGAAAUGCCCCACCCACCAGGUUACCCCCAGAUGUCGGUUUUAAAGUUGGAGGGAAAUCCAGAAUCACUUACUUUGUGCUGCAAAUCCACUAUGGGGAUGUCCAAGCUUUUAGAGAYCACCAUAGAGAUUGCUCAGGACUUACCUUACGAAUGACUUCCAAACCACAGCCCUUCAUUGCUGGCAUGUAUCUGAUGAUGUCUGUGACCACCGUCAUCCCUCCAGGAAAUAAAGUUACAAACGCAGACGUGGCUUGCACUUAUAACUCAUAUCCCAUAUACCCGUUUGCCUUCAGAACCCACACACACAAGCUUGGACAAGUUGUCAGUGGUUACAGGAUUCGAGACGGGAAGUGGACUCUGAUUGGACGACAGACUCCUCAGUUACCACAGGCAUUCUAUCCUGCCACCAAGGGAAUCAACGUGAAGUACGGAGACACACUUGCUGCUCGAUGUGUCUUCACCGGGGAAGGAAGGACCACCAAAACAUAUAUCGGAGGUACCUCUAAUGACGAGAUGUGCAACUUCUACAUGAUGUACUACAUGGAGAGCAGACACGCAGCGCCCUUCCAGGAGUGCAUGGAGGACGGCUCCAAGGAGCUGUUCCAGAACAUUCCACCCGAGGCCAACGUGCCCAUCACGGUUCCUCCAGAGAUGAUGAUGCACCACAUGAUGCACUCUGCUGGUGCCCCAGCUACCUCAGAACAUCAAGAUGACAUGGCGCUGCUGCAACCCAAGCGCGAGGAGGAGGAAGUUCUGGAUCAGGGUGACUUCUAUUCCCUUCUGUCCAAACUCCUAGGCGAGAGCGAGGACGUAGUACACGUGCAUAAGUAUACGCCCGGCGAGGCGCAGAGUGCCCAGGCCAAACUGGUGGCUCAGAUUGAUAGCAUAAUUCAAAAGAAGGACCUGGGCUGGCCCAGUCCCAGGCUAGGCUUCCUGGACAGAGAGGAUGCUAUACUGGUGAGGGACAGAGUGCACAAGUUUCACCAGUUAGAGGCUACGGCCAGGCCUCCCGGGAGCACGCUAAUGCCAGCUAACGGCCUGGUCGAGAUUGACGAUGAUGAUGAUGAAGAAGAAGAGCACCAUCUGGACGAGGUGACAGACUGGCCAGAGAGCCCACUCCAGCUGGGUCAGGUGUCCGGUUUGGCCCUGGACUCAGACGACAACCUGGUCAUCUUCCACAGGGGAGACCACCAAUGGGGGGUCAACUCCUUCGACAACAGCGGCAAAUACCAGCAGCAGUCCCUGGGUCCCAUUCAACAGUCCACCAUUCUCGUGGUGGAUCCCGUCAAAGGCAGCGUACUCAAGGCCUCCGGAAGAAAUAUGUUUUACUUGCCUCAUGGAAUCACCACGGACAAGGACAACAACUACUGGGUCACGGACGUGGCGCUUCAUCAGGCUCGUCAGACAGAAGGAGAAGGGUCCAGUUCCGAAUCCCACACAGCCUGGUGUUUCUGCCUGAAAGGCGGGAGCUGUGCGUGGCCGACCGGGAGAAUGGACGCAUCCAGUGCUUUGUCGCUGAAUCCGGGGAAUUCGUCAAGGAGAUCAAGAAGCAAGAGUUUGGAGGGGAAGUGUUUGCCAUCUCCUACGCACCUGUGCAUGGUGGUCUGAUCUACGCGGUGAAUGGGGAAUCUGCGUACGGGCGCUCUGCCCCUCUCAAAGGCUUUGUAAUUAAUUAUUCAACCAAAGAGAUCCUGGAUGACUUCAGCCCAGAAAACGCACAGGAGUUUGGAAUGCCCCACGACAUUGUUGUAACCAAAGAUGGGCGUGUCUUUGUAGGAGAUGCAGCCACAGACUCCGUGCUAAAGUUCUCCUCUGACAAAGCUGAACAUCGCUCUGUUAAGAAAGGUGGAAUUGAAGUACAAGAAAUCGAAGAAACAGAGACUAUAAUCCAAACCCGCCUGAAGCCCCAGCACAGGGUAGAGGUAGCGGUGGCCAAGGUGCAGAUACCUGUAGCGACUCAACAGAAGACUGCAGAGCCUGUCCAGGAACAGCCCCAAAAACCGCAACAACAAGAGGACGAUAAGGAGAAGACUCUAGUCAAACAGAGUGCUCAGGGCGUGUCUCCGGCAGUUAUCACCACCCUGCUGCUCAUCCCCUUAGUGGUGGUCAUCUCCAUAGGGGUCUUGAUCCGCUACAGGAAGAACAGGAUGUAUGGAGAUGGAUGCGAGGUAAAACUGGAACAGACCUCGUCCGGAGGAAUCUUGGGAAAACUCAGAGGUAAAGCUGCGGGCGGUCUGAACCUGGGCAACUUCUUUGCCACUCACAAGGGCUACACCCGGCAAGGCUUUGACCGUCUCAGCACCGAGGGUAGUGACCAGGAGAAAGACGACGAGAACGACACUGACUCGGAGAACGAGGAGUACUCGGCCCCGCCUCCCCCUGUCGGCCCCUCCUCCUCCUCUUAGGACCCCCACCACCCCACCUCGAAGCCGUCCCACCAAAUGCCAACCGACCCUUGGCUCCCGUGGUCAGGAUGUACUAUAAUCGUAUGUGUAUCUAUGUUUGUGUUGGCUGCCAAUCGUUCCUAUUUAUUUGUGCAAAAAACAUUCUCGAUACGAUGUGCCACUUUCUUGCUUUGUGAGUUAAUGGGACCAGAGAUUUUAAGUAAGAGAACACUGGUAGGUCGAGAAGUGAUGCUUUUUAGAGUAUAAUUUUAACGGGAAGGAAGAAAACGAGGGGUAGUUUUAUUUUUAUAAUUAAUUGUCUACAUAAAUCUCUUCCACUUACAGUACUUAAUCAACCAGAUGCUUUAAUGUUAUGUUAUCCGUUUUUUUGGUCCAGAAACUUUGGUUGAUUACUUUUAUCUGUACAUUUGUGCCUUUUUAAUUAUGUAUUUUGCCUUUCUGCAGCACCUACAUUAUCGUUCAAAAGUUUGGGGUCACUUAGAAAGGUCCUUGUUUUUGAAAGAAAAGCAMAUUUUUUGUCCAUUAAAA